UGGGAGAAGGGGGCUUACGGCGUCUGAUCGGGUGAGGCUGUGUCUGAGGAACCGGCAGCGCGAUGGACGUUCUGAAGUCGGAGAUUCUUCGGAAACGGCAGCUGGUGGAGGACAGGCACCUGUUGGUGGAAAACAAAAAAUAUUUCAAGUGUAGUGAAUUUGCAAAAAAAGAAGAGGAAGCCUAUUUCGAAAGAUGUGGCUAUAAGAUACAGCCAAAGGAGGAGGACCAGAAACCAUUAACUUCAUCAAAUCCAGUGUUAGAACUCGAACUGGCAGAGGAGAAAUUACCUAUGACUCUUUCUAGGCAAGAGGUAAUCAGAAGAUUGAGAGAAAGAGGAGAACCAAUCAGACUGUUUGGAGAAACUGAUUAUGAUGCUUUUCAGCGUUUAAGAAAAAUAGAGAUCCUCACACCAGAAGUUAACAAGGGAUUAAGGAAUGACCUGAAAGCAGCUUUGGAUAAGAUUGAUCAGCAAUACCUUAAUGAAAUCGUGGGUGGUCAGGAACCUGGCGAGGAAGACACACAGAAUGAUUUGAAGGUCCAUGAAGAAAACACCACAAUCGAAGAGUUAGAGGCCCUGGGGGAGUCCUUAGGGAAGGGUGAUGAUCAUAAAGACAUGGACAUCAUCACCAAGUUCCUGAAGUUUCUUCUCGGUGUUUGGGCUAAAGAAUUGAAUGCCAGAGAAGAUUAUGUGAAACGCAGUGUGCAGGGUAAACUGAACAGCGCCACGCAGAAGCAGACCGAGUCCUACCUCAGACCACUUUUCAGAAAGCUGCGGAAAAGGAAUCUUCCUGCUGAUAUUAAAGAAUCGAUAACAGAUAUUAUUAAAUUCAUGUUGCAGAGAGAAUAUGUGAAGGCAAAUGAUGCUUAUCUUCAGAUGGCUAUUGGAAAUGCACCUUGGCCCAUUGGUGUCACUAUGGUUGGUAUCCAUGCCAGAACUGGCCGGGAAAAGAUUUUUUCCAAGCACGUCGCUCAUGUUUUAAAUGAUGAAACUCAGCGGAAAUACAUUCAGGGAUUGAAGAGGUUAAUGACCAUUUGCCAGAAGCACUUUCCUACAGAUCCAUCAAAAUGUGUGGAAUACAAUGCUCUAUGAGAUCUGCGCAUGGUGUGCAGACAAUAGGAAGGAACUUAAGGAAGCAGAGUGUGGACUUGCGGAAUUACCAACAGGAAGGAGGAAAGAGGAAAACAGAAGUUUCCAGCCUCUUUGAAUUCUGGUACAACUUGAUUGGUUUUAGGAACUUCGAUGGCUUUCAUAUCACCUCUGAUAAUGAACUGAUUCUGUGUUUUGCCUUCAUUUUAAAUAGUUGAAAAAUUAA
Molecule: messenger RNA, 1314 nt
Organism: Otolemur garnettii (small-eared galago)
Lineage: Eukaryota; Metazoa; Chordata; Mammalia; Primates; Galagidae
Gene: PRPF18
Product: pre-mRNA processing factor 18
Exons: 10
Coding region: 63-1091 (342 amino acids)
Biological process (GO): RNA splicing; generation of catalytic spliceosome for second transesterification step
Cellular component (GO): U2-type post-spliceosomal complex; U5 snRNP; U4/U6 x U5 tri-snRNP complex
Source: RefSeq, a predicted model, not a curated record